Lotus japonicus is the source of this 1386-nucleotide messenger RNA. RefSeq lists its product as uncharacterized. The coding region runs from base 1 to 1386 and encodes 461 amino acids. NCBI's taxonomy places the organism in Eukaryota, Viridiplantae, Streptophyta, Magnoliopsida, Fabales, Fabaceae. The transcript has a single exon. The record is from RefSeq and is a predicted model, not a curated record. Gene Ontology annotation, molecular function: nucleic acid binding; zinc ion binding.
AUGGGGGAAGGCCAGAAGGCCCCACCCAAAGCCUUGGAAGAUCUCUGGGAGACGGGAAAGAUAAAAGUGGACUACGUUAAUGAUAACAGACAACUUCCCAAGUUGUAUGUGGAUAAGUCCGUGAUCGACAACAUGUGUUCCCCAUGGAAGAAUGCUCUGGUGGUGGGCUUACUAGGCAAGAGGCUUGGUUAUCGUACCAUGAAAUCUAGACUGAGUAGCAUCUGGCAACUAGUAGGGGAAUUUGAUUUACUCGAUAUUGACAAUGGUUUUUACAUGGUGAAAUUUGACCGUGAUGAGGAUAGGAAGAAGGUGAUGGAUGGGGGUCCAUGGAUGAUCUUUGACCACUACUUGGUGGUUGCACUGUGGAGCAAAGAGUUCAUCAGCCCUGCUGCAAAGAUCACUAAAACGAUGGCUUGGAUCCGUGUACCAGGGUUGAAUGUUACUUUUUAUGAUGAAAGUUUCCUUAUGUCGUUGGCAAAGCUGAUUGGUACCCCGGUCCGAGUGGAUAUGACCACACUGAAUGCAGAGCGGGGAAGGUUUGCUCGGAUUUGCGUUGAGCUUGACCUCAUGCUGCCGGUGGUGGGAAAAUUCUGGUUUGAAGGUUUUAGGUAUAAAAUUGUGUAUGAAGGGCUGCAUAUUAUUUGUACCAAAUGUGGAUGCUAUGGGCAUCGGGGAAGGGAGUGUACGCAGCCGUCUCCGCCGCCGCUAAGGGAGGAGCCCAUACCGCCGCCAGGUAAGGAGACUGCUUUUACUGAACCGCCGCCAGUUGACCUGGGAGCAGAGCAAGCCUCUAUUCCCAUUCUGGAAGGUGCGGAAACUCAGGAGCCGUUAGAGAAAGAGUGCGCAACUGGCGCCGAAAUCAAGGAAAAAACGCCUCCAAAAACUGUGGAGACUGACCCCACCAUUCUGGAGGUAGCUGGCGAGUGGCUGACGGUUACUCGUAAACAUCAAAAGAAAAAGCCGCCAAUCAAGGGAGGAGAGCCGCACGUGUCCAAGAGUUUUGGAACUGCCAAGGAGAGUCAACGUGCAAAGGGGCACGUGAAGCAAACUUUUGGGAGUGCGCGAUCGAGACCUGUUGGGAAUGAUGCCAAAAAAUCUACUGGCCCUUUCGUGGGCAGCCUUAGUGGGCCCGCGACAGUCAAAGCUCCUGGUGGAAAGAAAAGGAGAACAAAGGAGGACCCCACGCGAGUAUGGGGAGUUAACGUUUUCAUGCAAAAGUCGCAUGAGGGCUUGGCUAAUGGAGUUUUUUCAGCUGGUACCGGUGCUCCUGAGGGUCAACCUGAAAUGCUCCUGCUUAAGACAGGGGGGGCUUCCCAGAUCAAGAAGCUAGGGUCCAAUUUAGAAGGGCCCUUUGAACCCUCUGGACAAAAGGUCAUCCAUAACUAA